AUGUGUGUAGACUCCAGAGUUAGAAAACCCGUCAUCUUCGUCGUGAGUCCACAAGAUGCGCUCGGAUCACGGGUUCAAAACUUAGCCAACAUCUCUGUCUCCAUCUCUCUCUCUCUCUCUCUCUCUCUCUUAACGUCCAAUCUGCAUUCUUGGCCAUCACAGUGGGUGGGACGUUUGAAACAAACCAGAAAAAGAAAAAGGAACAACGCCAUAAUCGCUGUCAAUCAACCAGCAAUUGGUUCGUUUCCAAGGGCCGCUGAAACAUUCGAGGCUGAAAGGCCCGCCAGUUCUGAGACAAGCAGUUUGCUGGAAAAUGAACCCCCUGAUUCUAUCGGAAACAGACUACGACAGGCUCUGCCGUCUUAA
This is a messenger RNA of Monascus purpureus, 366 nucleotides long. The record is from the annotation of a GenBank genome assembly. NCBI's taxonomy places the organism in Eukaryota, Fungi, Ascomycota, Eurotiomycetes, Eurotiales, Aspergillaceae.